This is a messenger RNA of Spodoptera frugiperda (fall armyworm), 1240 nucleotides long. RefSeq lists its product as uncharacterized. NCBI's taxonomy places the organism in Eukaryota, Metazoa, Arthropoda, Insecta, Lepidoptera, Noctuidae. The record is from RefSeq and is a predicted model, not a curated record. The transcript is spliced from 7 exons. Bases 1 to 1209 code for a protein of 402 amino acids.
AUGGUUUUUGUUCGAGUAAAUACAUUUCUAACAUGUGUGUGUCUUGUUACAGUUGCCAGUUGUCUCCAGCGGUUGGGCCCGGACUAUGUUGAUAGUGAUGAUGAGGAGGAGGUGCAACUAGAAGAGCCCAAUAAUCGCAAACGUAAAUCAUCAGAUGGGACGACUGGUGAUGAAAAACGUUUGCGGCGCAGUGGAAAGCAAAUCCCAGCCAGUUGGAUCUCACCCACUGACCUGGCUGAAGCUGGACCUUCUUCCUACACCCACACUGCAGCUCAUCCACAGCAGUCACAACCAACAUCACUAUCACCGGUGGUGAGCGUACAGCAAGAUACGAUAGAUCAAGUCUUAGCUGACUUGAGUGAUUUCUCACAACUGGAGAAGUCAGAUAACGAUCAACUGGCACCGCCAGUAACAGAGUGCCAGUCGCCGGCCCAGUAUCCAUCGUCACUACCUGGUGGUAGUGAGCAGCAGCAGCCAGAACAGCAACGACCUACCUCGCCAAGAGUACAUCCAUAUUUGCUUAGAGGUAUCUUAGCUAAGUUAGGUUAUUACUCACAACUGGAGACGUCAGAUAACGAUCAACUAGUACCGCCAGUAACAGAGUACCAGUCACAGGACCAGUACUUCGCUCCUCAACGCUAUAGUGAUUGUGACCUGCAGCCGACAGAACAGCUUCAGCAACAACCGACUUCACCACCGGUACAGCCAGAUUUACUUGAAGUCGAAGCUGACUUAGGUCUUUCCUCACAACUGGAGACGUCAGAUAACGAUCAACUGGCAGCGCCUGUAACAGAGUCCCCGUCACAGGACCAGUACUUCGCUCCUCAACAAUACUUGCUUCCAUCGUCACUACCUGGUGGUAGUGAGCAGCAGCAGCCAGAACAGCAACAACUUAGAGGUAUCUUAGCAUACUUAGGUUAUUACUCAUCAGAGCCGGAGCCGUCACUGGCCAAUCAACUCGCACAGCCAGUAACAGAGUACCAGUCGCCGGCCCAGUACUUUGCUCCUCAACAAUGCUUGCUUCCAUCUUCACUACCUGGUGGUAGUGAGCAGCAGCAGACAGAACAGCUUCAGCAACAACAGCAGCAGCAGCCAGAUUUACUUGAAGUCUCAGCUGACUUAGGUUAUUACUCAUCAGAGCUGGAGCCGUCACCAUUGUACCACCAGAGUCAGUCGUACUUCUACCACCAUCAGAAUCGCUACAGCUAGAGUUCGAGCAAGACUAUCAAGAUAUUUUUUU